AUGUUUUCCAGCUUCACAGUCACUCUUGCAGGAAAAGUGAUGCCCGCCCCGAACCCCAGGCCCAAUCCCUUGAGGACAACCAAGUCCUUCACUCGCGCCGAGAACAAUGAUCCGCUCUCAGUCGCUCGCCCUAAGAGGGCCAGCACUAUCCAGAAUGGCGUUCUCCCCAAGAUAACCACCACCGGUAUCUCCUCUCAGAUCGUUGAGGAACCCGAGAGCGCUAGCACCGAUGCCUUCGAGCAAUCACACCAUGACGACGAGCCUCCUGAGCAACCGCGGACGUCGGUUGACCUCGAUGACCUGCCCAUCGAGUUGAUCAGCCUGACGGACAAUUUCAUAGAGUCCUUGUCCGCCAAAAACCGGCCCACGCCCCCCAAUAUCGACGACAUCUCCCACAUGUUCCAGGACUUCUACCACCAAGCCGCCCGACACAUAGACACACACAUCUCUGCACUGCUGAUGAGACACAAUCGCGGCUCUUCUCCCGCGCCAUCUAACUCCUCCAGAGCGUCCGCUACGAGUUUACUACGGGCCAAAGCAGCUGCGAUCGGCAACAAGGAUAGGAAGGCUGGAACUCCAAAGUCAGAGCAGCCGGAACAGCAAUUGAUCACGGCAGAGGAGCUGGCACAGCGCAAGAAGGCAAGGAAGGCCCUCGAGCAGCAACGCGGGACCUUGGAAGAAGCCGUUGAGAGGCGACUCUGUGAGGGAAUCUAUGCCAAAAUAUAUCGACACCGGACAACACAGGAUGAGGCUGCAGACGAUGUCCUCCGCUCCAAGACGGCAGCCUUGGCUGUCGUCGGGAUCGGCCUAAGCGACCUGGGAGUCCAGCUGACGGAGUCUGGUGAGCCGCCAGAGGCCCAGGCCCAGAAGGCGGAAGAGGUGCGGAAGUGGCUCGACGGAGCCAGGAAAGAGCUCAUAGCCAUGAACGAGAGUCGCUACCCCCUGGGCAAGCUCAACCACCUGAAGCAGGCACACAAGAGUAUUGUGGAUACGUUGUCAAAUUUCCACCCAUCAUCUUCGGCUGACGAGAUUAUGCCCAUGCUCAUUUACACUUUGAUUACCCUGCCACCCGAGAACAUGAAUGUCACAAGCGACCUGAGAUUCAUUGAACGAUUCCGAUGGGAACCCAAGCUCGUCGGGGAGGCAGCCUAUUGCUUGACAAAUUUAGAGGCAGCAAUCGGAUUCCUGGAAACGGUCGAUUUGUCGACUUUGCGGUCAGAUGAGGCUCCCUCAGGACCAGUAAAACCUUCCAGCCGGCCAGGUACGCCUAGGGCUGAGACCUUCCCACCCGCCUACUCGCCAGGGCUGUCUACUGCGAGUACCGCAGUAGAGCAGGUUGAUGGAAAUGAUGCCAGCGGUCUUCUAAAACCCACCGCGUCACAAGCCUCGAAGCUCAGGGAAGCCCAGCAGCGAAACCGCCGGUUUAGUGACCUGGUGAAUACGCCAGCACAGGCUUUUGGUGCGGCGAGCGACGCCAUGCGCAACACGGCAGAUGCAGGGCUGAAGACAAUCGGCAACAGCUUGGGAGACAGCUACAAGUUCUUCAUAGGUAGACUUCGGGAGCCCGCCGGCGCAGGCGAAGAAGUCGCUGCUCCGAAAACCCUUGAGGAUGCCCGAAAACUGAUCGGCACUCCUCCUCUCGAAGACGAUACAUCAACCACCAGUUCUUUGUUGAAUCCCGACGACACGGAGAACAAACGGCCACAUCCUAGGGACGACAAGAUGCUGAAUCUUAUCAGCGGGCGCAAACCAUCGUCCGUGCGGGAGCACAGUGCAGAUAGCUCCAGAAGUGCCGGCAGCUCGACUAAAAGACUAUCCGCAGUCUUUGGGGAUGACAAGGACAAACAGACGCCAACAAGUGCAACCCCCACAGCAGCCAACGCCAACCCGGCCAUCAUGGACUCGAUGCGAAACCUCGGUAACUCACUGAAUCCCAUGGCCAAGCUGGCAGGGGGGAUUGGGUCAUUCCGGGCUUUUGCGAGGACUCCGUCACAACCCGUCACACCGCAGGUGCCACCUAAGGCGGGAGCUGCUGAGGGGGGUGACUUGGCUACGGCUUUCCCUGACUUAGCAGCAACCCUACCUCCCAAGGAGACACCCAAGAUCAAUCCGCCAAACAAGCGGUUCAUGGAGAUGCAGAACCCUUCUGACUUACGGAUCGGCGAGGUGCUCGAGCUGCUCCGAGACUACAGGAGGUUGGCAGGCGCGUUGAAUGAGAUGGGGGCGUUCAAGGAGUGA
Molecule: messenger RNA, 2238 nt
Organism: Diaporthe amygdali
Lineage: Eukaryota; Fungi; Ascomycota; Sordariomycetes; Diaporthales; Diaporthaceae
Exons: 2
Coding region: 1-2238 (745 amino acids)
Biological process (GO): vesicle-mediated transport
Cellular component (GO): endocytic vesicle; cytosol
Molecular function (GO): small GTPase binding; guanyl-nucleotide exchange factor activity
Source: RefSeq, a predicted model, not a curated record